UUGUCGCUCUGUGUGCGUUCGAGUUGUGAUAUGGAGAGCUUGCUCUGCGACGAGAAAUGGGUCGUGAGCCCUUACUCGGUCUCCGAUUGCCGCGCACACGAAAGGUACGAGAAGCCAGACGAUCCGGAGCACGUCUGUCGUGGCGGUUCUUGGUUCAGUAUGACCCGACAAGAGUGUGACGCGGCACUUGCCGUCUGCUUGGAAAAGGAGAUGGCUUACAUGCCCGAGUCCGGUUAUACGGAGUGUGUGGAAGCGAAAGGUUUGGUCUCUGCUAGGGCCAGAGUCAUGCAGUGGCUUAUUAAGUGUCGAAGUAGAUUGAAGCUGUCCUGUGGCACGAUAUUCCUGGCUGCGAACUACUUCGAUCGAUUCAUCUCCAUUUGUAAGUGUCAGGAAUGGAAACACUGGAUUGUGGAACUGGUGUCCAUCGCAUGCUUGUCGGUCGCGUCGAAGUUCAAUGAGAACCUCAGCACACUUUCGUUACGCGAAAUUCAGGUGGAGGAUCUGGACCAUUCUUUCCAGCCAAGCACCAUCCAACGGAUGGAGUUGACGCUACUACAGAUGUUAGGAUGGCAUCUGAGCCCCAUCACCGCGUAUUCCUACGUGGAGCUGCUGACCUGUAAUGGUGACUUCUGGACAUCUCAUCUUCACGAGCAGUUCAUCAGAAAAGUCAAUGACUUGCUCCUCCAUUCGCUUAUGGAUAUCAACUUCGCGGAGUUUAGGCCAAGCGUUAUUGCUGCAUCAGCUUUUCAGUUCGGAUUAGACAAUCUAUUUACAUUGUCAUCGACUGUGUGUCUCACUAACUACAUCCGCCAAAUCAUCGGUCAAGAUCAAAGGGAGAUUAAUUUGAUGAAAUGCCGGAAGCUUAUGGAAGUCCGGCUAGCCAGUGAACGCUUCAAUGCAAUUGCUUGUGGGAGCUUCAGCUACUGCCCUUCGAGUCCAGUCACCGUUCUACCGGGCGAGCAGAUCAAAGUUAAUGACGAUCAUGUUGAUCUCUCUAUUUUCACGGUGCAAGCAAGGUCAUACAUGGGAAUCACCACAUCGAAAAGCAUCAGUUGAAACAACUUCCAGUUAGGACGAGAAGUGGACAUAGAAUUAUAUGCA
Messenger RNA from Rhodamnia argentea, 1101 nucleotides. RefSeq names its product putative cyclin-D7-1. Gene Ontology annotation, biological process: mitotic cell cycle phase transition; regulation of cyclin-dependent protein serine/threonine kinase activity. The record is from RefSeq and is a predicted model, not a curated record. Gene Ontology annotation, molecular function: cyclin-dependent protein serine/threonine kinase regulator activity. Gene Ontology annotation, cellular component: nucleus; cyclin-dependent protein kinase holoenzyme complex; cytoplasm. The transcript is spliced from 6 exons. NCBI's taxonomy places the organism in Eukaryota, Viridiplantae, Streptophyta, Magnoliopsida, Myrtales, Myrtaceae. The coding region runs from base 31 to 1056 and encodes 341 amino acids.